AUGAACGUGAACGUUAUCAUGGUAGUACGAGGACGAGGUGAAUUUACAUUUAAAACGUCUGAUAUCCUAAGAAUUAUUAAUGAGAUAGACGUAGGCGUUUUCAUUGGUAGUACAAAGGGUUCUCUCACAGCAAAACCGUGCUUAGACUCUCGGUAUGCGAAAGAACAUACAAACCUCCUAUGUGAAUCAUAA
Messenger RNA from Racocetra persica, 192 nucleotides. NCBI's taxonomy places the organism in Eukaryota, Fungi, Glomeromycota, Glomeromycetes, Diversisporales, Gigasporaceae. The record is from the annotation of a GenBank genome assembly.